AUGGAAACUUACAGGGUACUGGAGUCUACGGAAUACACUACUAUGAUUCCUUAUAUCUUGAUCCAUGUCCUUUCCCUCUCUGUGGCCGCUGAGGGCGCAGUUGUCAAAAGAUGGCUUAAUGGCUCCAAGCCUACAGAUACUGUUGAUCCGGGUGUAACUCCGGGUUGUACCUAUUGGAUAAAUGGUAUUACAGCAGCUGAUCAAUGUGCCGAUAUCGUGGGCUACUUUGGAAUUACUGAAGAGCAGUUUAACGAAUGGAAUCCUGCAUUGAAUGGUCACUGCGGUGCAAUUCAGCCAGGCCACUCGUACUGUGUCAUGGCUGACCAGGUGCCUACUUCAACGAAGUUGACUUCUACUGCUCCACCCUCUCCUACAACUUCUUCCACGGCAACAUCUCCAACUGCAACCGGGCCUAGCCCUACCCAAAGCGGUUUGGCUCAAGACUGUAACAAGUUUUACAAAGUAGUGGCGGGGGACAGCUGUUACGAUAUUGCCCAGCGCGAGGGGGCUUCUUUGGAAGACUUUUACAAGUGGAAUCCGGCGGUUGGAACUACGUGCGGCUCUCUCUGGGGCGGAUACUAUGUUUGUGUCGGAGUAAAGGGGCAGUCACCGACGCAAUCUUCCAGCCCUCCAGCCUCAACUCCAACAGCCCCUCAGCCGCAGCAGCCUGGGAUAGCGAAGAACUGCAACAAGUUCCACCUAGUUAAAAGCGGUGAAUCUUGCUGGUCAAUUGAAACUGAAUUCUCUAUCUCCCACGACGAUUUUUUGAGCUGGAACACAGGCGUAGGGUCGUCCUGCAAUCUAUGGGCAGGAUACAAUGUCUGCGUAAGUGUACCCGGAAGCACAAGCACCACCACUCCUACUACAGUUCCAGGCUCCCCUACUCCGACCCCGACAGCCCCCCAGCCUCAGCUGCCUGGCGUUAUCAAAGAGUGCAAGAAGUACUACAAAGUGCAAAAGGGAGACACGUGCUGGUCAAUUGGGCAGAUGUAUAAGAUCAAUGAUGACACAUUUCGCAGGUGGAAUCCAAUUGAUUGCUCAAAACUGUGGUUAGGAUAUUAUAUUUCUUCACUCGGCAGCCGAGGCUCCAACUAUGAAACAGGCCUAGGCAGCCUACAAUCUAUUCUUAACCAUAUGUCAAAUAUAACAAGUCUCUUUGCCACCAAGUAG
Molecule: messenger RNA, 1170 nt
Organism: Microsporum canis CBS 113480
Lineage: Eukaryota; Fungi; Ascomycota; Eurotiomycetes; Onygenales; Arthrodermataceae
Product: LysM domain-containing protein
Exons: 5
Coding region: 1-1170 (389 amino acids)
Source: RefSeq, a predicted model, not a curated record